AUGAUGCCACCCGGAAGAAGAGAUACAGUCUAGCUGUCGUUAAAUGUUACUGAGCGUAGAGAGGUGGAGCUAAGCUAAUAUCGGUUGUGCAGCUAGCUAAAAGAGAGCCAUUGGAUGACGUUAUCUAUUAAACAGGAUGAUGCUCUAAACAACAGGGUAGUUACCUCAACCGCUGACUGGCAAGCAAAAACAUUCAUUCAGGUUUAAGUUAAUAUUUAGAAAUUUGGCAUCACAUUUGCUUCUAAGCAUGGUCCCUUAAAUUCCUCAGCCAUCAGGACACGCUGGUACUCUUCACCCUCAGUCGCUGUGUGACAAAUUGUCAGUCAGAGUCCCGCUGUACUCGUUUCUGUACAAGCUCGUGAAGCCUCGUGAAGAUGUUUUCAGCACUAAAGAAGCUGGUGGGAUCUGAGCCAGGCCAGCUCCGGGACAAGAAUAUUCCAUCUGGCAUGCAGUCGAUGAACCAAAGUCUGCAGAGGCGCUUUGCCAAAGGGGUUCAGUAUAAUAUGAAAAUAGUCAUCCGGGGAGAUAGAAACACUGGAAAGAGUACUUUAUGGCAUCGACUGCAGGGCAAAAAGUUUGUGGAGGAUUACAUACCCACUCAGGAGAUCCAAGCCACAAGCAUCCAUUGGAAUUACAAAACUACUGACGAUGUGGUCAAGGUUGAGGUUUGGGACGUGGUCGACAAAGGCCAAAAAUAUCCUCUUCCUGAAGGUGUAGGAAAAGGCAAAAGGCGUGGAGACAAUUUGAAACUGGAGAAUGAGCCCCAAGAGUCUGAUGAGGUGGCCCUGGAUGCAGAGUUCCUGGAUGUGUACAAGAACUGCAAUGGAGUCAUCUUGAUGUUUGACAUUACCAAGCAGUGGACAUUUAACUACAUCCUGAGGGAGCUACCCAAAGUACCCACCCAUGUGCCGGUGUGUGUCUUGGGAAACCACAGGGACAUGGGCGAGCAUCGCGUCAUCCUCCCUGAUGAUAUACGGGACCUGAUUGCUGGAUUGAACAGACCCAUGGGUUCAUCUUACAUCCACUAUGCCGAGUCCUCUAUGAAGAACGGGUUUGGCUUGAAAUAUCUGCACAGAUUUUUCAACAUUCCCUUCUUGCAGCUACAGAGAGAGACCCUGCUGAGGCAGCUGGAGACCAACCAGCUGGACAUGGACGCCACCCUGGAGGAGCUCUGUGUCCAGCAAGAGACUGAGGAUCAAAACUAUGAGAUUUUCCUUGAGAACUUGGAGACUCGCAGUAAGAACUAUGGCUCUCCUGGUCCAGCCAACGGUUCUUCCUCAGGGUCCCAGUCCCCCAUCGUCCCUCCCAGUGGGGCUUCCACGGGCAGCUCCAGUCCCAGCACCCCUCAGCCCCCCAUCCCCUCCCAGCUGCUCCCACAGUCACCAUCUGUGUCGAUGUCCUCCCCUCCACCUCCUGUGGCAGCGGUUAGCUUGGCAGCUUCACCUACUGACGAGUUGAAGCCAUCGGCCCAGUCUCCGGAACACCAUCAGUCCUCAGCGGCAUCUGGAGCAUUGCCCCCUCAGAAACGCGGCUUCAUCUCCCGCUGGUUUGGCUCAUCACCUGCUACCGAUGCUCCUGUUCCUGCAUCAGAGGACCCUGCUGCACCAGUAUGUCCUAUCAAGGUUCACAGUGUGGAUGAUUUUGUGCCAGAUGAGGGACUGGACAAGAGUUUCUUGGAGGACAGCCUGCCCUCGAAGACCAAGGUCCCUCAACCUGCACCAGCCCCAGCUGUGGACAGUGACAGUGAUGGUGAAGACAGAGGAAACCCCAUGGUGUCUGGUUUCCAGGAUGAGCUUGAUCCUGACGACACUGAGCCCAGCCUUCCCCAGCCUAAGACCCUGCCCCCCAGUAAGGAUAUCACUCUAACCAGUGAUGAGGAACAGGGAGUACCAGCAGCCCACACCAUUACACAGGACCACGACCUGGACAGUGAACCUGAGCUGAAAGCGCCUGUGAUUCACAUCAUAAAACCAAAGGUGACAUCUAAAGCGCCAGAGCCCAGAGGCCAGACCACGGCACCCAUCCACCUCACUUUACUCCCAGCAGCAGAGCAGCUGGCCCGACACCCGCGCAAGAAGAGGGGAAACACAACCAAAGCCGAGGACUCUGAUACCGACCCCGAGGCCCCUGUAGCCCAGCAAAUGCUCUCUUUCGUCAUGGAUGACCCCGACUUUGGGUCUGAAGCAUCAGACACACCAGACACAGCAAAGGAUACAUUUCCAGUCAGGGAUGAGCUUCUGUCCGAUCUCUCUGAUGAUGACAUGCAGUUAGCCAAAGUGCCGGAACCUCUGAAGCCCACUGUGAUCUCCUUUAAACAAAAGGACGAAACUGACCUGUUUGGCCUCGGCAUCCAAGAGGAGGCUCCCGCAGCCAAGGACAGCAGCGAGGAGCAGGAAGAGAAAGAAAGCAAACACUCUAAAGAAAAGAAAAAGAAGAAGAAGAAAGGGAAAGAGGAGGAUGACAAAAGCAAGAAGAAACACAAGCACAAGAAAAAGGAAAAAGAAGAUGCUGCUGCAGGAGAUGACAAAAAGAAAAAGAAAUCCCGAACCAAGAAAACAGAAGUGGAUGAAUUGGAGGACUUUCUCGGCGGAGGAGCAGGAUUGAUCAAAAGAGAUGACGGUGAUUAUGAAGAACUAUGAAAAUUCCUGUUUUGUUAGGAAAUUGGAGCCACUGAACAGCAAUGAGGGACACGUCAUUCAAAAACUCCAGGUUCCUUGACUUGUAUGUGCUUCGAGCAGCAUCUCUAAGCCAUACACAAGGCUACCGACGACACCCAGGUAAAAUAACGAAGGACUCUGUUACCUUUGUGUUCCUUCUGACUGAUUUUCCCCAUCUGCACCUCUGCUGUCACUUCCAUUCCAACCAGUAAAAAAAGGCAAGGACACCCACAUGUACUAUAGUGAGAAAUGGCGUAAAAUUUGAUGAUUGGUGUUGCCACAGAUUGGUUCUUUGUACUCUGACACGAUUUAAUAUGUUGGGUUUAAUAUUUAGCUUUGAUUUGAUGCACUCUGAAAGUUAUUCACUCCAAAUGAGCUUCUGUAAAUAGGGUCAUUGUGUCUGAAUGUUUGCGUGGUUGCCGUAACAAUUGAGAGCAUGCUUAAACCCCAUUAUUGUGUUGUCCUUUAUUUCUAUCUGUGUUAGCUGAAAUGGGUGAAGGCAGAUCUUUAGUUCUUGUGUUUCUAAAUCUGAGCAAUGAGAAGGAAUCCAGAGUGAGUUGAUUUUAAUAAUCUUGUCAAUCAACAAUAGAGGAAUUUACGUCCCCUCUUGUCACUCCUGGAAUAUAUCCACACUAAGCCGGCUGAAUUUUCUCUCUUCUGGUCCUUUGUCCACACUAAGCAAAUUGUUUUUUAUCCCCAAAAAAUGACAGUUGACUUGUCUGUGAAGUUGAUGAAUCUUUUUAUACAUCUGAGCUUAGGCUAAUAGGCUGUGGCUGUGUGGUCACCUUUAACAAUCUCUGUGAUGACUGUUUUUGUAUUGGCACACAACACAAUUUGUCACUAGGCUGUUUUAAUGCUGAUUUUAGUGAGACUUUAGACUUAAGGUGAGCAGAAUAGGAAAUACCAUUUGGUCAUUUUCUUUUACAAAUGGUAAUAAAAUCAUUGUUUAUGCUCAGAAAAACAAAAGUCUGCAAAAACAGCUGAUUUAUGAGCUUGGUUCUAUUAAUACUUCCAUUUACGACUGACAUUUAAGUGGAUAUCCUAUCUGAAUAUGGGGAAAAAACACAUAUUGCAAAAUGUAAGUGUACAGAAUGAAUUUGUGUCCGCCAUCACUGCAUCUGGAAGUGGUCAGACUCAGACCGUCUGUGGAUCUCAUCCAGAUCUCAACAUCAGCUGUUUCCCUGGCGUUUCAGUGUGGAUGGAGAUGUUUUUCCAAAUAAUUCUAACGUGGACGUAUGCUGUUUUCACAGCAUUUUAGAAUUGAGCUGGCUUAGCGUGGAUGUAGUCCUGGUGUAAAACUAACAGCCACUAGCACAUUGUUGUCCUUUGUUGCCCCCUAAAAGCUACUUUAGCUGCUACAAACCAUCUUCCUGCCCACCUCUCUGCCUCACCACACAGGCUACAUAUUGUCCUCUUCAUGUUGUCUGCUGUUGCCUUAAUGGAAGUUUCUACAAUGGAGUGGUGUGCCGCUCUCCCCAUUAUUAAUUGUUCUUAAUGUAACGGUUUGGUAUCUGGGUGGGGUGGAUAAUGUUGUCCUACAGCCUUUUUAAUGGUUAAGCAGAAUCUGUCUUCCUGUUGUAAGAUUGCAGUGAACCUGUACCUCUAUAUUUGUUUGUCUGUCCUUAUUAAGGAGUGUUAUUUCAAACAUUUCCAAAACUCUCACUGUUCUAUUCUUAUGUUAUUUAUUGCUUUGGGUGUUUUUUUGUCAUUUGUGUGAUUUGUGCUCAAAACUGUCCUCAACAGUCAAACACAUCAUGCAGCUUUUUUAUUUUUUUUAUUGCCAUUUCAUGUUCACAUUGGUGAACUUGGUCCUGUAAAACAUUCUCCAGUGGGUUUGUAACCACUGCUAUUGGAAGAAAAUAUGUGCAGGGAUAUGAACUGCCACACUUACUACUUUUGUCCAACGCCUCAAAUCGCCUGGUCAAGACGAGAUGGAGAUGACGCUCAGUAUCUUCCAUGAACUGCAUCCCCGGAAUGUUUCGAAUGAGUGAAGCAUUCUUGCAUCAAAGAUGAAUAAUGUGUAUUUUUAGACCUGUUUUGACAAGUGACAGAUUUCAUACAUUUUUCAUCUCCCAUAGACAUGGUUACACUGUUGGUUUACAAAGAAAUUAUGUUUGAUAUUCCAAAAUUGAAACUAUGCAGCAUUAAUCCUGAAUACUGUACGCUGUUUUUUUUUCUUUCUUUUUAUUUGUUUUUAUCAUGUGAUUGAGGAUAAAUGCUGAAAGCCGUUUCAAGCAAAGCAUUAGACUUAAAUGUACAGUAAAAAGAAUGUAUAAAAAUAUAUAAAUAAAUAAAUAUAUGUACAUACAUAUAUAUAUGUAUAUAUAUAUGUGUAUAUAUAUAUAUUUGAAGGGCUUUGUUCCAAAAUGAUAUGUACACCAUAUGGAAACAUUGUCACAGGAAUCCGAUCAAAUGGUUUUAACAGGGAAUCUCCAGAAGGUAAAUAAUUAUAAAUCAUGUUAUCUAAAGUAACGUUUCUGAGAAUGCAUAUGCACCUGCAUUAUACACUUUGCUGUCCUUUUGUUCAGGUGUACAUGCUACUGUACCUGUAUCUUAAAAUAAUGCGGUCUAAUAAACAGUCCUACCAUAAUUUCUCCUUUGUUUAAGUGAUAAUGUUCCAUUUGUGUGAAAACUGUUAGAGAUGAUGAUUCACAUGAAUAAUAAUUAUAGAUAAAAAGAGACCCCAGACUGUGGUACUGUUGAUGUUGACCUCUCCAUUCAAACGUAGGGAAGGCCAAAUAACAGAAAUAACAGAAAAUGGCUCUACUGUAUAUAAUGUAGUAUAGUUGCACAGCACCACAGACGUCCUAUUAACAUUAUGCCUUCAUUAAGGAGGGUUUUUUUACAGGAUAAUAUUGCAUUGGAUGGCAUUAGUUUAAGAUAGGUGUUCUUAAUAAACUGCCAGCUGGGUGUGUAUUAUAAAAACUGUAUUUCAGAUGUUUUUUCUGCAUGGAAGUAUGACAUUUUGGAAUGAAACGCUUCUUUUAUUUUUCACCCCAUGUUACAUCUUUACACUGUGUGAAUUUGCCUAUGUUUGGUUUAUCCAAUAAAUGCAAACUUAUUUCUUCAUGAAGGGCAA
Scophthalmus maximus (turbot) is the source of this 5736-nucleotide messenger RNA. It is a transcript of the gene rabl6b, whose product is annotated as RAB, member RAS oncogene family-like 6b. The coding region runs from base 375 to 2639 and encodes 754 amino acids. Gene Ontology annotation, molecular function: GTP binding. The record is from RefSeq and is a predicted model, not a curated record. NCBI's taxonomy places the organism in Eukaryota, Metazoa, Chordata, Actinopteri, Pleuronectiformes, Scophthalmidae. The transcript is spliced from 17 exons. Gene Ontology annotation, cellular component: cytosol; nucleus.